AUGACCACCCAUACCAUCGCCCGACUCGUCCAGCCGGACAUCCAAUAUGCCCCAGACUACCAGAAGUUCCAAGCUAGGGUGGCACGCCGAACCCAGGAGCCCGGUCUUUCCAAGACCCUGCCAGAGGGCCUUCCCGCACAGUUCAAGAAUGAUAUGGUCUGGGACGGUGCGACGCUGGCUAACGAAUAUGAUUGGACAUACGUCCUGACACCGGAUGAGCUCGAUGAGCUCGACGGAGCGUUGGCUCAUUUCAAGUCGCUGGGCUUGCCGCUCGGCUACAUUAGCCAGGAGACCUUCCCGCUGCCGAAACUACAUGCUGAACUCCGCAAGCUGUCCUAUGAGCUGCACAACGGCCACGGCUUCUUCGUCAUCCGCGGUCUUAGGGUCGACGAGCACACCAGGGAAGAGAACAUAAUUAUUUAUGCAGGAUUAUCCUCGCACAUUGCCCCCCAACGCGGCCGUCAAGACCGGCAAUACGACGGCAAGCCAGCCGACGUGGUCCUCACACACAUCAAGGAUUUGACACUUACAAAAGAGAAGGGCCAGAUCGGUAGCCCUGCGUACACUGCAGAUAAGCAGGUGUUCCACACUGACGCCGGGGACAUUGUCUCACUAUUCGCCUUGUCGACGGCGGCUGAGGGUGGCAAGAGUAAGCUGGCGAGCAUCGCACGGGUUUACAACGAGAUCGCGAGCACGCGCCCGGAUCUCAUCCACACUCUCACUGAAGACUGGCAUUUCGAAGUCUUCGGGACACCUCAAAAAUGCUUCACAUCCAGACCUCUUCUUCACUACCAACCCGCGACCGAAAAAACGCCAGAGCGCCUGGCAGUCCAGUAUGCCCGUCGGUAUUUCGUAGGCUACGGCGCACUGCCUCGGAGUGACGAGAUCCCCCCGAUUUCUGAGGCACAAGCUGAAGCCCUCGACACGCUUCACUUCCUGGGCCAAAAGUUUGCGGUGAACUUGGACUUCCAAAAGGGCGACAUCCAGUACGCGAACAACAUUGGCAUCUUCCAUGCCCGGGACGGGUUCACCGAUACCCCAGAACAACAACGCCACUUGCUGAGACAAUGGCUGCGCGACCCCGAGUACGCGUGGGAGACGCCCGAGCCGUUGAAGGAGAGAUGGGCUCAGCUGUACGAAGGCAUCACGCCCGAGGCCCAGGUAUUUCCACUCGAGCCGUUCAUCCGGAGUGAAGGAAACAAGAGCAAGGGCCGGCCAUGA
Molecule: messenger RNA, 1221 nt
Organism: Colletotrichum graminicola M1.001
Lineage: Eukaryota; Fungi; Ascomycota; Sordariomycetes; Glomerellales; Glomerellaceae
Product: TfdA family Taurine catabolism dioxygenase TauD
Exons: 4
Coding region: 1-1221 (406 amino acids)
Molecular function (GO): oxidoreductase activity
Source: RefSeq, a predicted model, not a curated record